AUGGCACAGUUUCCUUUAAUAGCUAUUCAUCAGAGAAAUAUUGAAGAAAUUUUUAAAGAAGAAGUGAAAGAUAUCUUUGAGUUCCUCAUAACUAGACUCAGUAUGUCCCCUUAUAUCCCAAAUGGAAUAUACAUAAAAUGGCGGACGGCGACCGACCCACCCUCGCAGUGGUGGUUACCCAUGUAUAUCCGGGCAUGGUUUUUGGAGCCAAGAGUUAGCCCAACGACGUCUGGGACCUCGAAGCGAGAGGCCUAAGCGCAAAAGCCGCUGUUUUUGUGACCAAACCCAUGGGCAGUUACUCGUGACUUCUUUUUACCAGCAGCGCUCAGCCCAGUGAGUGCCCGAAAUGAGGCAGGGCGACUUACCUGCCUAAGCUGCUUUUGUGAUUUGCCCCGAAUGGCGAAAGCUGUUGAGUUCUUUCUCGGGAUGACCGGAAAAGAGGGGAAGGCGAGUUAGACAACUAAACGGGGGUCUCUCCAGUUUAAAAGGUACCCUUCAAUGGGCAGAUCUGGCAGACGACGCGGCAGUGUUGGCGUAAACUUAGGCGACGAUCCAAGUUGGAAAUGGAGACGGUCAGCAAAGCCGGUAUAAGACGGCCCUUGACCUUCACCUCUACCGAGAAAACCGGGGAUUUCGGCCCGGGCUUGGUGAACGCUCUGCCACCACACGGGAAACCGUGGAAUGCUUCCUCGGACGUAGUGGGGACCUUAAAUACCUAGCGUUAAUCUAAUCUAAUCUAAUCUAAUAUCCCAAAUGAAAUAUUUUUUUCAGGGAUCACCCUCAAAGAUGGUUAUAACUUAUCUAUAGGAAAAGCAGGGAUCAAUUCAUACAAUUUGGAAAUUUUCCAUUAUAAACUUCUUGCAAAGCUUGAAAAGCACAGAUGAAAAAAUACAAUCUUUCAGCAGAUUAACCAAGAUAUUAUAGAAAAAGAAGGAGAAAUAGACGGCGAUGAGCUGCAAAUGAAAGCGAAUUUGCUUUAUGAAUGCGAUAUUUUUGCGUUAAAGUACCAAAAUCAAAAUUGAGGAAAUUUCCUAAAUAAGCACUUAUUAAAUAAUAUAGAGAAGGCAUCUGCUGAGCUGCAGCCAUUUGGAAGCUUCAAAUUUUUUCCAAAGAUUAUGAACACUGAUGGCAGAACCGUCACAGAGAUCGGUAAAUUCAAAAUAAUAGUUUUCCCUCAAACUAUAACAAAUAUUGAAGAUACAUACCAACAAAUAAUUUUUGAAAAAGAGAAAAAUAAAGCUUUGAGAAAAAAAAUUUUUAAUAUUGAUUAUUCUUUCUUUUAUGAAUGCUUAUUUUUCAAGACUAUUCCAAAUCUGAUAAAAUUCGAUUGAGUAAAGAUUAAAAGAGCUUAAUGGAAACGAUGUCAUUUUUACUUCUAUGCAAAGAUUUUCUGUGCAUAAUGGAAAGCCACAUGGAUAUGGAGUAAUUGAAACAUCUGAUAUGAAAUACACAGGACAGAUUAAUAAUGGGAAAUUUCAUGGGAAUGGCGUGAUGAUUUCAAGGAAAGAACAUAUUAAAUAUGAAGGGCACUUUGAGAAUGGCUAUUUUAUUUAUGGGAGUAUUAGCACAAUAAAUGAAAGGUUUGAUGAAUGAUGUUCCAGAAGAGAUCCUUACAACCCUAACCAAUGAAUUAGCUAUAGUUAUUUUAAUGUGGGAGAAUUCCCUUUUGAUCCCUUUGAAAAGGCUGAAAAAGAGUAUACUAAAAUAUUUUCUGGAGAAAACAAAGAGUUAGAAGGAAAUUUAAUUGAUGGUAAAAUCAAUGGAUGAGGGAUUCGAUAUUUUAAAGGCCGAAAGUAUAUGGAAGGAGAGUUUAUUAACUCAGACCUAAAGAAAGGCAAAAUUUAUUAUUAUGAUGACAGAUAUGGAAUUAUUGAAGAAAACGAUUUCUAUGCAGGCUAG
Messenger RNA from Blepharisma stoltei, 1899 nucleotides. Lineage: Eukaryota; Ciliophora; Heterotrichea; Heterotrichida; Blepharismidae. The record is from the annotation of a GenBank genome assembly.